Molecule: messenger RNA, 858 nt
Organism: Schizophyllum commune H4-8
Lineage: Eukaryota; Fungi; Basidiomycota; Agaricomycetes; Agaricales; Schizophyllaceae
Exons: 3
Coding region: 215-748 (177 amino acids)
Source: RefSeq, a predicted model, not a curated record
CAUUCACGAAGGGGUGCAGGUGACGUACUGGGCCCCUUCUCGACGUGCUGGGCUCCAGGCUUCGUCCGAAGGUCGAAAGACGUCGGUGACGCGAUGGCGGCGAGGAAGUAUAAAGCUGCGAGAGCUUUGCGCAAAGAUAAGGCUCAAUUCCCUCGCAUCCUUUGGGACGUUCAAAGAAAACAACCCAGUGCCGUCUACAUCCAAUUCAUCCCAGAUGGCAUUCACCGGCUCCGAGUUUGGCGACUUCAACGGCGUCCUGACUAGCAGAAGAAACGCUCUUCGCGGUGCUGUGGUCGACGACUUCAGCACCGGCGAGCGCCAGCAUUACGAGAACUACGACGCUCAGCCGCGCACCGCGGAGCGCAAUCGUGACCAGGCAAACGUCGCCACAUCGGAGUACCAUGCCCCACAGGGCGCACCGAGCAGCGGCACGAACGAAUACGCGAUGGCGCAUCACAUAGGUCCGGCGACCGGGCCUGGUGCGGGGAGGUUCGUCGCUGGGGAGAGAUUAGGGGCAAAGGAGCCGGAGAGCUAUAAGCCACCUGGAGCGCAUGCGAAGCAUAGUGGGAUCGGGUAUGAUGAUAGUGGGCGGGAUCUUGCAGCAGGGAAUCAAGACACGUACGGGCAGCCCUCUGCGAUUGAUAAGAUGCGCGGCGCGAUGGAAGACAUGGCAGGCCGAUUGACCGGAAACGCGGGCCUCGUCGAGACAGGCCAAGAGCGCAAGGCCGGCGAGUUGUCCAAGGAGUAGACAUCGAGACCAUGAAAAUCAACGAAGUGUAUUUGGCGCCUUGUAGAGUAGAGAUGCCUUGUGUUUGGAGCUUCGUAGAAGAAUCGCGAUUCUUGUCCAUGAUGCGGAAA